This is a messenger RNA of Saimiri boliviensis boliviensis (Bolivian squirrel monkey), 1517 nucleotides long. RefSeq names its product GPN-loop GTPase 3 (gene GPN3). The record is from RefSeq and is a predicted model, not a curated record. Gene Ontology annotation, molecular function: GTPase activity. NCBI's taxonomy places the organism in Eukaryota, Metazoa, Chordata, Mammalia, Primates, Cebidae.
GGUUCCUACUUCAUUUUCUCGAAACUCAGUGGGCGUGGCGCGAAGGCUGAGCGAGUGUAGCAGGCGGCUGCCGUAUCUCCGAAAGCCGACAUGACCCGGUAUGCGCAACUGGUCAUGGGCCCCGCUGGCAGCGGGAAGAGUACCUACUGUGCCACCAUGGUCCAGCACUGUGAAGCCCUCAACCGCUCUGUUCAAGUUGUAAACCUGGAUCCAGCAGCAGAACACUUCAACUACUCCGUAAUGGCUGACAUUCGGGAACUGAUUGAGGUGGAUGACGUAAUGGAGGAUGAUUCUCUGAGAUUCGGUCCCAAUGGAGGAUUGGUAUUUUGCAUGGAGUACUUUGCCAAUAAUUUCGACUGGCUAGAGAACUGUCUUGGCCACGUAGAAGACGACUAUAUCCUUUUUGAUUGCCCAGGUCAGAUUGAGUUGUACACUCACCUGCCUGUGAUGAAACAGCUGGUCCAGCAGCUCGAGCAGUGGGAAUUCCGAGUCUGUGGAGUUUUUCUUGUUGAUUCUCAGUUCAUGGUGGAGUCAUUCAAGUUUAUUUCUGGCAUCUUGGCAGCCCUGAGUGCCAUGAUCUCUCUAGAAAUUCCACAGGUCAACAUCAUGACAAAAAUGGAUCUGCUGAGUAAAAAAGCUAAAAAGGAAAUUGAGAAGUUUUUAGAUCCAGACAUGUAUUCUUUAUUAGAAGAUUCUACAAGUGACUUAAGAAGCAAAAAAUUCAAGAAACUGACUAAAGCUAUAUGUGGACUGAUUGACGACUACAGCAUGGUUCGAUUUUUACCUUACGAUCAGUCAGAUGAAGAAAGUAUGAACAUUGUAUUACAGCAUAUUGAUUUUGCCAUUCAAUACGGAGAAGACCUGGAAUUUAAAGAACCAAAGGAACGUGAAGAUGAGUCUUCUAUGUUUGAUGAAUAUUUUCAAGAAUGCCAGGGUGAAUGAAGAGUUUCCUAAAAAGUAACCGUCUAUACAUGAAGAGCUUGUGGCCAAACAAGCAGAACAGUCUUCUCUUCAAAGGAUGCAAUAGUAGAAACUACCUAUUUUAAUGAAAAAGUAAUAUUUAAAAAAAAAAAAAAAAGUAAUACUUCAUUCUGUAUCAGCUGCAUGCCUGAAUCAAGUUUUUAAUUAUCCUGAAGCUGCUGCUGUUUAAAGUGGAAUAUUUUAGUAGUAUUAUAACAGCAUCACUUUAGAUUUUGUAAGUCAGAAUUGAAAUGAAUGCACAUAGAUUUAUGUGUAAUAUAAAUUCGCACCUAACUAAGGUUAAGGCUAGUCUAAUGUUAUUUUCACUUUUUGUGUUGUUUUUGAGAUGCAGGAAUUACUGUAACAAAAUAUGUAUGUCUGAAGGGGAAAAGUUGGAAAGAUAUACAUAAGAUCAUUGCUUAUCUGUACCUUCCCAUUUUCCUAUAUUGAAAAUGUAUAUUAUUUAUAUAACUUAAAAAGUAAAAAUAACUAUGUUUUGAGAUAUGUAUGUAUAUAUAUAUAAAAGAAACAAAGGUUUUUAAUCAUUUUUGGUCCUA